Molecule: messenger RNA, 3582 nt
Organism: Clarias gariepinus (North African catfish)
Lineage: Eukaryota; Metazoa; Chordata; Actinopteri; Siluriformes; Clariidae
Gene: adora2ab
Product: adenosine A2a receptor b
Exons: 3
Coding region: 639-1904 (421 amino acids)
Biological process (GO): adenylate cyclase-activating G protein-coupled receptor signaling pathway; G protein-coupled adenosine receptor signaling pathway
Cellular component (GO): membrane
Molecular function (GO): G protein-coupled adenosine receptor activity
Source: RefSeq, a predicted model, not a curated record
UUGCGGGGUGGGGGGUGGUUUGUGUGCCUCUUAUAUAUAGCUUCCGAAACUCUCCCUCUCUCUCUUUCUCUCUCCCCCUCACGCACAAACGCGCGCGCGCACACAAACACGCGCGCUGAAGUUGACGCCACAUGGGAUUUAGCUCAGAGGAGAACUCCUCCACAUGAACUCCAUCUAACGCAUCCUCCUGGAUUUAUGUUGGAAAAAAAACUUUAACAGUCUGCGAUCCCUUUUUUUUUCUCUCUUUUUCUUUUCUCAAGAGCUCUUUGUAUACACCCAGGACGGUCUGGAUUGGGAUGGUGGGAAAAUGACCUUCUGUUGCAGAGACUCAUUGCUUUUUCGACCCCUGGAGUAAGGCUGAUCUUCCAGAUGUGAUUGUUCUGUCUGCAGGGUUUACUGACCUUCUCUUGAAGCCUCUGUUUCCCGACGUCAGUCUGUGAGAAAAAAAAAGGAAGAAGAAGGCUGAAAAACAAGAGUGUGGAUUACAUCUAAUGCACAGUAUAAGGAAGGAGGGUUGAAGCCUCUUCAGCCCUUCUGCUCAGACUGUCCUCGUCCUUGACCCUGGAGCUCCGUGGGCCAGCGAUGAGUGCCACUGGGAGGUUGCAGUCCCACACCACACCCGCCGUAAAGCACCCGGCAUGGAUAGAGGUGAAAACGCCUUCUACAUCAGCCUGGAGCUGCUGAUUGCUUUGCUGUCCGUGGCUGGAAAUGUGCUGGUGUGCUGGGCUGUCUGCCUCAACAGCAAUCUCCAGAGCAUCACCAAUUACUUUGUGGUUUCCCUGGCGGCAGCGGAUGUGGCCGUGGGCCUCCUCGCCAUCCCCUUCGCCAUCGUUAUCAGCACAGGCUUUUGCAGUUAUUUUCACGGCUGUCUGUUCAUCGCAUGCUUCGUCCUCGUGCUGACGCAGAGUUCCAUCUUUAGCCUGCUGGCCAUAGCAGUUGACCGCUACAUCGCCAUCAAGAUCCCGCUCAGAUACAACAGCCUGGUAACUAAUCAGAAAGCUAAAGCCAUCAUUUGUCUGUGCUGGAUCUUUUCUUUCAUCAUUGGACUAACUCCGAUGCUUGGCUGGCACAUGCCCAUCACCAACACCACCAACAGCACGUGUCCCCCGGGCCUGAUUGAGUGUCUGUUCGAGAGUGUGGUCACGAUGGACUACAUGGUAUACUUCAACUUCUUUGUCUGUGUCCUUCCGCCAUUGGUGAUCAUGUUGGUCAUCUAUGUUCGGAUAUUCAUGGCGGCUCGCCGCCAGCUGAGGCAGAUGGAGCACAAGACAUCGUACAGCCACAGCGAGGGAUCGUCAUCAACUUCGGCAACUCGCUCGACACUGCAGAAAGAAGUCCAUGCCGCAAAGUCUCUAGCCAUUAUUGUUGGACUGUUCGCUAUCUGCUGGCUUCCUCUGCACAUCAUCAACUGCUUCACGCUUUUUUGUCCAAAAUGUCCCCGCCCACCGAUCUGGAUCAUGUACGUCGCCAUUAUUCUCUCACACGCGAACUCGCUGCUGAACCCCUUUAUUUAUGCUUACCGAAUCCGAGACUUCAGGUUGACAUUUCGAAGGAUUAUACAGCAGUAUGUCUUCAGGCGGCAUGACAGGCUGACCAAAAGCAACACCUCUACCAGGAUUAGCGUCAUUGAGCCAUCUCUUGGCAGCAUGACUAACGGCAAAGUGCCACUUCGAAAUCCUAGGAAAGAUCUUCAGUUUGUAAAGGAACUCGAUUGCACAGAAAGAGACUGGAGCUCAAGAUCAGAUUCUGAGUCCAGCAUUCCCGCUGCACUUCCCGAUCAAAUCAGCAACGAAAUUCCUUCGGAAAUCAUGCUGGUGAAGGACUGCUGCGUUAUCAGUAAUGUCAAUCUGAGUUCCAUAUCCACAAGGACAAACCAUGUAGGGGAGCUCACAGAGGUCUCAUGAAGCAUGACAUUAGCCAAGUUAAAACAAACAUAUAGCCUUGUGUGAUCUACACAUCUGAGGCCUGAUUCUCAGUACUGUAUGGAGCCAGAUAAGCAUUGUGUUGUUUGUACCUACAUUUGUGUGGGAACCGGAUGAACAUGGCUAUUAAAUUGCGGCACGUCUCACGUGUCAGGUUUAUCAGAUGGAAUUUACAACAUCUCUCGCGAUUACAAGUAGUUUUUAGAGGUUUUUAGUUCUGUAACAGGAGCUAUGCUCCAAUGAAUCUAUUCAAAAAGCCCACAGUUAUUGGCAAACACGUAGUCUGUUUAUUUAAUCAUGACAGUUUGGGAAUUUGGACGUCAUGGAUGUUGACUGGGGUUCUUAAUAAGAAGGGAACAACCCGUAAGUUCUUGAAGAGUCAUAACCUAUGCUACCUCUAGCAAGUGACAAACCAACACAAUAAUAAUUCCUUUCUGUACAUAUGUAGCAUAGAGCUGUGAUUCCAAUAACUUUGACAAGCAAUAUUUAAGUUAUGGUUUCAUCUACUGCUUUGACAUUGUGUGCAUCAGUUGCUCAGUGGUAAGCAUUUAGUCUCUGAUGUAGAAGUUCCUGUUUCAAUUCCCAGCCAAUGCCCCAAAUCCUGCCACUGGAUGCAGGGCAUCCUUAGCGCUCAUACAAAACCCAGAUUAAAAUAUCUAUGCUAAAACAAAUGUGCUGAUUGGAUGGUCUACUGUAGCAGUCCCUUAUUGGAACUGCCAAAAAAGGACAUUUUAUGAUAGGUAUGAUGCUAACGUGACAGCAUGAAACAGUUGGUACUAGCGGUCGCUCUGACCAGUCCAGUGGUGUGUGUUUGGGGGGGGUGAUGUUUCUUCACUUCCCCAUGCAUAAACCGUAGUUCCGUUCUACAACUAGGUCCCAUUUACUGUUUGACUUGCAAAACUGAAGAAAAAACUUACAUCAAACAUACUGCUAUAGCACAUACAUCUAUUUAUGUAAACCCACAAGCGACUUGUCACUUGCUAGUGUGAUUAGGUAAGGCAUAAGAAACAUUACCGCGAAUGUGUACAAAGCAUGGUGGUGUAGCCACAAGCAGCAAUAGGGGAGGAUGUUUUAGGUGGAGGGUGGCGCUGCAGGUGACGUAUUUCUCUCAAAAGUUUAUUUUUACUGGUGUGUAUGCGCUGUUACCAUUUUGGGAGGUGUUGUAAGGUAUAAUGAGGAAAGUUGCAUUCAAAAAAAUAAUAAAAAACCAUGAAGUGGUUCAUAGCAAUGUCAUUCUGGCAUGUAAAAUUGCACUCUGUUGACUAUCAGUAUAAUAGCUAGUACAAUACAGUACAUGGAUGGACGGAUAUACACACAUUUUGUGUGUAACAAAGCUUGGUGUUGCCACAAUCUUGUCAAGGCUUCUAUGAAGUUUCUGAAGUUUCCUCUACAAACCGACACUACUGACUGUGAAACCUUUUUUUUUUUUGGGGUGGUUCUGAACUUCACCAAAUAAUAAUAAUAAAAAAAUUGAUUUCAUUACAGUGUGUAAAGAUCUCAUAUUUAAUUUAAAUUCAAAUUUUAUUUGUCACAUACAAAGUCAUACAUAAUGCUUUAGUUCAAUUCAAUGCUUUAGUUGUUUAAUUCAACGAACUUGCAUUCUUACUGUAAAUCUACUGAUGCUGUAACUUGCAAUGACUAGAAAAUUUUAUGUUCAACU